Caenorhabditis sp. 36 PRJEB53466 is the source of this 1050-nucleotide messenger RNA. The record is from the annotation of a GenBank genome assembly. Lineage: Eukaryota; Metazoa; Nematoda; Chromadorea; Rhabditida; Rhabditidae.
AUGGUGCGAAAACUGAAAGUGCACGAGCAGAAACUGCUCAAAAAGACGGAUUUUAUGACGUGGCAAGUGGAUCAGCAGGGACGGCAGGGCGAUAUGCUGAGAAAGUACGCAACAUGUAUUUGAAACUUGUUUUUCAUUUAAUUCGACAUUGUGCUCCAUCUGAGCUGUUUUUCUGCAACAAAAUGAGGCUACGCCGAGUCGGAACCCGUUACAACAUGACUUUUCGUAGCAAGAACCACCUGAUAGGUUCUGAUUGGGGGUAGCGUCAAAAAAUGUAUGCAAAUCAACAAGUUUCGGUCAAUCAACUUGUUUGCAGAUUCCACGUGACGAAACGCGAGCACUACUCUCUCUACAACACUUUGGCUGCGCAGGUAAUGUUUUAAAACAUGUUCUUGUCUAGUUAAACAAUUUCGCUAUCUGGAAACACUGUUUCUAAUCAGUUUAUUCUAAUCUAAUCUAAUAGAUUGCAGAGUCGCGAGCUGGCCGAAUUGAUCAAGAACCUUCCGGAGAAGGAUCCGUUCCGAGCCAAGUGCACCGAGGAAGUGCUCACGAAAUUCUACGCAGCGGGGCUCGUUCCCACCGGAGACACCCUCGAACGCGUCGGAAAGGUGAGAAAGCGAAAGAACAGUCACGAAAUUUCAAAUCUCGGAAACUUAAGUUAGCUAUUGCAAGUCGGAAAACGUAAUUUUUGAGCUUAUGACAAUAUAAACCCGGGGCCACGAUAAGUCUAAUAAACAUAGCUUGAAUAGGCUUCAAAAAUGCCUGAACUUUUACAAAUCUAAAUCCCGAUUGCAGGUCUCCGGUGCGUCUUUCGCCCGCCGUCGUCUGCCGGUGGUAAUGCGCAACAUCGGAAUGGUGGAGAGCGUGAAGACGGCUUCGGACCUCGUGGAACAGGGACACGUGCGGAUCGGCACGACGCUAGUAACGGACCCGGCGUUCAUGGUGACGCGCGCCUCGGAGGACAUGAUCACGUGGACGAACGCGUCGAAGAUCAAGCGGCACGUGAUGGACUACAACAACUCGCGCGACGACUUCGACCUCAUGGACUGA